Messenger RNA from Biomphalaria glabrata, 799 nucleotides. RefSeq lists its product as uncharacterized. Bases 176 to 799 code for a protein of 207 amino acids. Lineage: Eukaryota; Metazoa; Mollusca; Gastropoda; Planorbidae. The record is from RefSeq and is a predicted model, not a curated record. The transcript is spliced from 6 exons.
UACGUCAUGCUUGUUUCCGGAAGAGCUCCGAGGAUCAUGGGUAUCUUCCAAGAAAGGGGACGUCCUGUUUACAGAUCAAACUCUAAGCAGUUUCUACCCAUGCCGCCACUUCGAAGAUUGUGGUGACGUCACUAGCAACUGGACAUGCACGCAAAACAUCGGCCACAAAUACGUCAUGAUGAGUGACCUGAUUACAGCUGAAUCACUAAAAGGUCGUAUCUUUACCUGUCUCUACCUGUAUAAAAUGACCAGUACCAAGUUUUUGAUGUACCAGGGACCAACAGAAGAAAAAGGUUUGCCUUACUACGAUUAUGUCAAGGUGGCUUUGGUACCGAAAAACCUGACCGCUGACCAGUUGUGUGACCUAGAUGAGUCAGCAUUUCCUCCUUCCAGGCACAAUCUGCUCAUUAGAAAUGAUAGCCUGGACUCUUCAAAGACCACGUGUCCAGCUGAACUUCUUGGACAUUACCGUGAACUCAGCUGUAACACAACUGUCGACGUCUGCUCAGACCGGAAACAAAUGAUAUUCGACACCAAGGACUGCAACCUGGAGACCUUCUACUUUGCAGGAAACGUAACUCUGUUAUGCUUAACAAGUUUAUCACUAGGGGAAACAACUUAUGUAACAGUGUACAGAGAUGACGACAAUGCAGAGGGAUAUUGGAACUCCAGUUUUCUAUGUAUGGCAGUCACCAUUAACGAUACCACAGUCUACAUCAGGCCCACCCCACGUGACUGCCGUGGCCUGGAUACGCCUGCACAGGACGCUGCUGACUUGGUGCUGGAAACAUUAGGUUAG